Molecule: messenger RNA, 1411 nt
Organism: Pyrgilauda ruficollis (rufous-necked snowfinch)
Lineage: Eukaryota; Metazoa; Chordata; Aves; Passeriformes; Passeridae
Gene: PTPRCAP
Product: protein tyrosine phosphatase receptor type C associated protein
Exons: 2
Coding region: 259-813 (184 amino acids)
Cellular component (GO): plasma membrane
Source: RefSeq, a predicted model, not a curated record
AAGCGAUGGCUGCAGGGCCACCUGCAGGGUGACAGAGCGGGGGCAGGAAGGCGCAGCAGUCACGGGUGGGAGCUCAGCGCCUCGGCAGGAAGUGGGGGGGAACGGGGCGGCAUUUUGGGUAGCAGGGGUGAGGGGGGUGCAGCGCUCGGCCCCCCCCCGCUCUGGCACAUCCGCUGCGCGGGGCAGGAAGUCGGGGGGGGGCUCCCCCAUCUCGGAGCGUGCCCGCGGCAUCGGGACCCGCUCUGGCUGCACCCAGUGAUGGCUGCCCCGCGCUGGCACCCGCUGCUGCUGCUGCCGCUGGCGGGCCCGGCGGCGGCCGGGGAGCCCGCGGUGGCCCGCAGUGACCGGGCGGUGGCCGCGCUGCUGGCGCUGCUGCUGUGCCUGGCGGUGGGGCUGGCGCUGGCCUGGCACCACCUGUGCCGCAUCUCCGCCGGCCGGUACCACCCGCGGCCCCUGGGCCGCCGGGCGCUGCAGCUGCUGCGGGGACAGUGGCACCGGCUGCGCGCACCGGGGGACCCCGCCGCGGCCCUCGGGGACGGCGACGGGGAGGUGGCCGUGCGGGACGACCAGGAAGAGCUGAUGCCAUGGAGCCUGGAGCGGCGGCCGCAGCAGGAGGAGGAGGAGGAUGAGCAGGAGGAGGAUGAGGAGGAGGAGGAUGAGGAGGAGGCCGAGGCAGCGCCGGAGGGCGGGGAGAGCCCCCUGAGUGAGGGGCAGGCGGCGGGGGGCAGCGCCGAGGCCCUGCUCAGUGACCUGCACGCCUUCUCGGGGACAGCGGCCUGGGGGGACGCGCGGCCACACGUCACCGCCUUGUGACAUCACCCUCCUGACGUCACCACCCUUUGAUGUCAUCACCCUGUAGUGUGACACCACCCUGAAGUGUCAUCACCCUGUAAUGUCACCUCCCUGUAGUGUCACCUCCUUGUAGUGUCAUCUCCCUGUAAUGUCACUGCCCUGUAAUGUCACCACCCUGUAGUGUCACCUCCCUGUAGUGUCACCUCCCUGUAAUGGCAUCACCCUGAAGUGUCACCUGCCUGUAAUGUCACCGCCCUGUAAUGUCACUGCCCUGUAGUGUCACGUCCCCGUAGUGUCACCUCCCUGCAGAGUCACCUCCCUGUAAUGGCAUCACCCUGAAGUGUCACCUGCCUGUAAUGUCACCUCCCUGUAAUGUCACCACCCUGUAAUGUCACUGCCCUGUAGGGUCACGUCCCCGUAGUGUCACCGCCCUGCCAGCAAAGGGACCCCUUCUCUGUCCCCUGCCAGCCCCCCGCCGAGGCUCCUGAUUGGCUGCAGGGGCCUUGUCCGGGUUUGCACUGACCAAUAAAAGAGCAGCUCUGGGGGCAGAGCAGACCGGGGGCGUGGUUUGCAGAGAAGUGGGUGGAGCCAACGAAAGGGUGUGACAAAUGGGAGGAGC